AUGGCGGAGGCUUUCAUUGGCUUGAGUGUGCACGUCGAACUUGGUAAUGGUUCCUCAUUGGAAGGAACUGUGUCUCAUAUCGAUUCUCACACACAACUGUUAACUCUAAAAAAUGCUGGCACGGAAAUUAAAGAUCUCCAAAUAAUUGCUUCGAAUCAAUUAAACCAGUCAAAUAUCUCUCAACAGCAGCGACAAGUGCAACCUCCUUAUAAUAAUGCAAAAAACCUGGAACCUGUUAAACUACCUUCAACAAACUCCAUCUCUGCUACAAAUAAUUCUACAAAAUAUGAAACAAUUCAAAAUCAAUUAUAUUCCUCUGGCCUCUUAUCGAAGUCACCUUUUACAGAUCCUGCAAUUAUUUCGCAAAUCCAUCCUCAACCAACUUUAUCUGGCUCUCGCACACCCUCAAAAACAACUCAAACAGGCUCAACAAUAGAUAGUGAUUCUAAAGGUGAAGAAGAGGAGGAACUUGUGAAAACAUCAAACGGUAAUCAUCACAAUGGGGGUGAAUCGAGCGAAGCUGAACGUGGCCGUCGACAAACCCAUGAGUGGGCUGGUGGUGAUGUUAACGACUUUAAAUCGAAAGAAUUUGAUUUUCAAGGCAACUUGGACUUAUUUGAUAAAGAAAAGGUGUUUGCAGAAAUCAGACUAGAUUCCACAGCGCCAGAAAAUCUUCUUGUCAAUAUCAAUCGUAAUCCAAAUUUUCGUUCAAAUGGUCGUAAUGGCGGCUCUCAAUUAAAUCAAGCUACAUUGCCAAAAUUAGCAUCUCAUGAAAACGUUUUGGAAACUUCUUCACGAAAGACAAAAUUUUAUCACACUGAUGAAGAAGACGAUGCGGCUAAUGAUGGUGAAGUUGACUCUGAUGGUUCUUGGAAAAAGAAGAAAAAGGCUAAUGGUGUUGGUGAUCAUAGAAAGGUUAAAAUAAGGACGUUAACUGGUGUUGCGUGUCCGACUGUCCAACCUGUCCAGAUGGUGGAAGUUGAAAGGAUUGCUGAAACUGGUCCAAAUGAAGAUCAAAUGAUUGAAAAUGCUGCACCAUUAGUAGUGAUACUUGCCGGUAAUAAUAAAACUGGUGCAUAUGGUCUUGCUACCGCACGACAUUUAGCAAAUCAUGGAUGUCAUGUAAUCGCAUGUGUUGUCGGAAAAGACAAAGACUUACUCAAACAAUUCACCAAUCCUGUUGAUCUCAUUGUUGACGCCCUACUAGGAUAUCAAUUCACUUUACGAGAUAUAGCAGAUGAACAUGAAAAACUCUCGAUAUGCGAAUUGAUUGAUUGGGCCAAUGCUAAUAAAGCACCCAUUCUAAGUUUAGAUAUGCCAAGUAAUCCUAGUAAUCCCGCUCACUGUAUUCAUCCAAAAUGGACGCUAUGUCUCGGGGCGCCUAAGAGUGGGUGUAAAUCUCGUGCUGUUACUGGAGAGCUAUUUUUAGCUGAUAUCGGUAUUCCACGAAUUUGUUGGAAAAGAAUCGGAGUUAAAGGAUGGGGUAUGCCUUGGG
Molecule: messenger RNA, 1495 nt
Organism: Racocetra fulgida
Lineage: Eukaryota; Fungi; Glomeromycota; Glomeromycetes; Diversisporales; Gigasporaceae
Source: the annotation of a GenBank genome assembly